CCCACCACCACCGGAUUUUGGGGCCCCGACUCGGCCGCGCGUUCGUGUCGGUUGCCGCCGCCGCCGCCGCCGCCGUCGUUUGCCCACCAGUGUUCCCGUCGUAUCGAGCCGCUUAUACCGCGGCGCAGCACAGAUACACCGCAUACACCUCACACACACGCGGCCGCGAUAAUAAACGUUCUUUUAUAAUAAUAGUAUACAUGUUAUGAUAAUAUUAAUUUAUCGUUACGAAAUACGAAAAUCGUAAAAUAAUUUAACAUUUCAUUACAAUAUAUACAAUUUAUUAUAUAAUUAUAUUGUAUUCUCGCCCGACUGUAUUUUUCGUUCCGUCUCUUGAAUUCCCCGCCACUAGUCGAAUACUCGACUCGCGUCCGUCAGCACGCAUUCAGACGGUCUGUUUAAUACUCAUUUUUCCGCACGAAACCUGCCUCCGUACUGCGGUAACAACGACGAAUAAAAUAUUAUGUGAACUUGGUGCGCAAGUCCGCAACAGAGAAGUACAAGAAGACAGACCAGGAGGAACCGUCGACUACCGAUUUCAAACGGCCGUCGUCGUUAUACACACCAGCAACAGCCGCAGUCUCAGUCGUCCUACGAACGUUUUGUCGACGUACCGUUUCGCAGACGAUAAUAUACUUACCUAACAUGGACACUGCUACGUUUUUCGUUGAGGGCACUGCCAAUCAGUUCGAGCACGUACUCUCGCUGUACCCGCAAGCGUUGCGCAUCAAAGCCGAGGCCAAGACGAAAAAGCCCGAGGACCUCAUCAAGCUGGACAAUUGGUAUCAGAAUGAAUUACCAGGAAAAAUCAAGUCAAGGGGAAAAGAUGCACAUUUAAAUCAUGAAGAAAUUUGCCAAAUAAUGAAAUGGAAACAAACAAGAGGAAAAACAUUCCCUCAAUUGAAUUACUUAAUUAAAGUGAACACACCGCGUGCUGUUAUGGCUGAGACAAAGAAAGCUUUCAAAAAAUUACCCAAUUUAGGACUUGCACUUACGGCAUUAAGUAAUUUGAAAGGUGUUGGAACCACAAUGGCCUCAGCUUUGUUAGCAGCAGCUGCACCUGACAAAGCUCCUUUUAUGGCUGACGAAUGUCUUAAAGCAAUUCCAGCUAUUGAAGGAAUUGAUUAUACUGCUAAAGAAUAUUUGAACUUUGUAGCCCAUAUUCAGCAAACAGUGGAAAGACUUAAUGGUGAAUGUAGUGAAAAUACAUGGAAUCCACAUUCAGUAGAAUUAGCAUUGUGGACACAUUAUGUGGCAAAUGAAUUCAAACCGGAACUUUUAAGUAGUGUUCCAGAACCAAUUAAGAAGCCAAUAAUUAGUGAACAAACAAAUACCGAAGCUCAUAUUAAUGGCAGUGUUAAUCAAACAGAGUUGGAUGAACCAACAUCUGAUGAAAGCAAUCCUGAGCCAUUACCACCGUCCAAUGGUCACCAAUUAACAAUUGAAGACGAUUCUCGUGACAAGUCUGAAGAUGAUAUCACCAAUGACUCUAUAACGACAUCAGAAUCAGCUCAAACACCACUUGCUGAAGCUUUAACAGAGGACUCAUCUAGUCUGCCUGCCCCCGAUGAACCCCCUGUAAAAAAAUUCAAAACUGAAGGUCAGACAGUGGCUGCAGAAGCCAAUGGAAACUAAAUUGGUUAAAUGGUUUUAAUUAAGCCUAAUGGACCACCAUAAGUUUAUAAUUUUAGUGACAAGUUAAUAUUGGAGAAAAUGUUGUUUGAAACAAAAUAAAUUGAUAAAAAAAAACUCCAUAUUUAUCAGACUUAAUGAUGUAAUUAUAACUUACAGUUAUACAAUUUGAUUUACACAUAAAAUAUUUCACCAUUUUUAAGUGGACAACAAUUUAAUUUAUUUUAACUCGUACAUAAAAACUCGUAAAUAUAUUUUUUUUAUACUUAGAUUUUAUACAACAAAAUAAAUUAAGUCUGUAAUAUUCUAAUUUGUUUUAUUCAACUUAGUAAUUUCAUGAUUGAAAUAUUUGACUGUAAAUACAAUUAAUUAUAAUUAUAAAUGUUUAAGAUUUACGGGAUAGAGGGAUGUCUGAAUAUUAUGAAAUAAUAAUAAAAGUGCACCUUAGGAAGUAAUUUUUUUCUAAGAAUUGUCAUAAUUCAUUGAAAAUUUUGAUUUAUAUUGGGGGGUCAAGGGAGACUUGCAUUCAAGAACAUAAAAACCAUUAUAAGUAUAUACAUAUAUUUAUAAUGGACAUAUUAUUAUGUAUAUAAAUAUGUAGUAUUAAUGUAUCGGAUCUGCACCAUUUUUAUUGAAAUAAAUUAACAACAAUGUUAAUUUAUGUACUUAAAUAAGAAAACUGCCUUUUAGCAAUUUUUUAUGUUUUAUUUACUUCUAUAUUUUUUUUUAAUGGUACAAACAAUUAUUUACAUUCCGUUAAAUUGAAACUAUAUAUAUUUUUUUUUUACUGUAGACUUGGGCAAAAUCACUAAUGAUAAUAAUUGUAUCUGUAUGAUUUUUUUUUAGUAACAUGUAACAUUUUUACUUUUAAUGUAAAAUCUUAUAGUUUUUGGUAUUUUUUUGUUUUAAAAAACGGUACAUUAUUAAUAUAUUAAAUAUUAUUUAUAA
Metopolophium dirhodum (rose-grain aphid) is the source of this 2580-nucleotide messenger RNA. RefSeq lists its product as uncharacterized. The transcript is spliced from 6 exons. The record is from RefSeq and is a predicted model, not a curated record. Lineage: Eukaryota; Metazoa; Arthropoda; Insecta; Hemiptera; Aphididae. The coding region runs from base 646 to 1635 and encodes 329 amino acids.